CGCACUCCUUCCCGCCCUCCCUUCUGAUUGGUGCGGCUCGCUUUGGGUCCGCCCCUCGCAGCGGCGCUGUCAGCCAAUAGAAUGCGGCGGUGCUGGAGGUGUGGCCAAUGGGUGUCAGCGGUGCUGCGGGGUUGGCGGAGCCGGAAGCGCGGGGGGCCUGGAGGAGUCAUGGGGGUGAAGCUGGAGAUCCUGAGGAUGUGCGUGUACCUGUCCUUCCCCGUCGCCGUGUUCUGGGUCUCCAACCAGGCCGAGCUCUUCCAGCGGCACGUGAUCGACAGGAAGAGGGAGAUUUUCCCGCCGGACACGCCGGAACGGCGCCAGGCCAUGGCUGAGCUGAAGCAGCGGCUGCAGGAGAGGAGGGGGACACAGGCGUGAGGGGACAGAGGGGACACACGGCCACCCGCGGGACACGGCGGUGACAACGGGGACACGGUGACAGCGGGGACACACGGCCACCUCCAGGACACACGGCCACCUCCAGGACACACGGCCACCCGCGGGACACGGCGGUGACAACUGGGACAUGAUGACAGCAGGGACACGGCCACCUGCAGGACACACGGCCACCUGCAGGAUGCAGCAGUGACAGCGAGGACACGGUGGCAGCGAGGACACGGUGGUGACAACAGGGACAUGGUGACAGCAAGGACACAGUGGUGACAGUGAGGACAUGGCGGUGACAACAAGGACACGGCGGUGGCAGCGGGGACACGGCGGUGGCAACAGGGACACGGCGGUGGCAGCGAGGACACGGUGGUGACAGUGAGGACAUGGCAGUGACAACAAGGACACGGUGGUGGCAGCGAGGCCACGACGGUGACAGCAAGGACACGGCGGUGACACCGAGGACACGGCGGUGACACCGAGGACACGGCGGUGACAGCAGGGACGUGGCAUUGCUGUGACACCGGCGCCGUGGCGGUGACACGGGACACGCCUGGCACUGCCCUGUCACCGUGGGCACACGGUGACACCGGUGCCAGGCACGCGCUGGUGACAGAGGGGACAGUGACAGCCCUGGUGUCACCGCUGUGAUUGUUGGUGGCAGUGACAGUAACAGUGACAGCGCUGGUGUCACCGCUGUGACCGUCAGUGACACGUGUGUGACACGUGUGUGACGUGCCAGGGGACACGUGGCACUCCCGGCUGUCCCCACCCCAAUAAACAGCGCUGGCACCGCCCACGGGGUGUCCCCAAGGUGUCCCCGGGGUGUCCCUGGGGUGUCCUCAGGGUGUCCCCAAGGUGUCCCCAAAGUGUCCCCGGGGUGUCCCCAGGGGGGCACUGCCACCCCUCAGUGCCACCCCUGUGCCCCUCGGUGUCCCCUGGUGCCACCCCCACGGGCGUCCAGUGUCCCUUAAUGUCA
This is a messenger RNA of Lonchura striata (white-rumped munia), 1363 nucleotides long. The record is from RefSeq and is a predicted model, not a curated record. Lineage: Eukaryota; Metazoa; Chordata; Aves; Passeriformes; Estrildidae.